UGUUGUGCGUUCUGUACCCUUCGAAAGGUUCGUCGGUUGCAACGUCGGAAAGCGAGCCCAGAGAUCGUAUCAUCGGGGCAUCCUCUCGCGACAGGACAUCGGCGGUGUCCGGUUGGCUGCUUUUAUGAUCUCGUAGCGCGGUCGCGGUGCGCGGUUGUGCGAAUCACGGCGUGAGCAACACCGAGAGAAGCAACAGAGCGGCGUCCGUCGACGCGCGUCUUCGAAGGGGUGCAAAGGAGAAUGAGUCAAGCGGACCAGGACAAAAGCAUGGACAAGAAGGAGAUCGCCGAGGAGGAGAGGGAAAAGAUGCUGAACGCCGAGAACACGAAGCACACCGGUGCCGCACCUGCGCCCGAUCUCGAGUCCGAGGAGCAGAAGCCCAAGAAGAAGAUACCGAUCGGCGGCAUCAAGAUGCCCGGAUUCUGCCGCACCAAGAGCAAAGAGCCGUGCAAGGACGACGAGACGAAGCCGACGGAGGCCACCGACGCGGAAUCAGCUCCGGUGGUGACGAAGGAGAAGGAGCAGGAUAACGCUCCGUCCGCGGAGAAGCUCACCACACCCGCGAAGGAAUCUAAAGAGAAGGAGGGGCGAAAGGGCAUCUUCAACGCUAUACGUAUACCCUUGGUGUCGUCCGUGUUCUCUAAGAAGAGGAAGGAAGCCGAUUCCGAGUUGGGGCAGACCGGCGCCGCUGGAUUAGCGAGUGUCGAGACGCUCGACGAUGCCGCCAAUGAGAGAAAUCCCAUAGCCUGCGACGACGGCAUGGAAACGGUGCGACUCGACAUAGAAGGUGCCGAUGGCGCCGAACCUCCCCCCCAGCAUCCUUUGGUUGCCUUCGUGUCCGCGGUCAAGCGAAACCGACCUUACUUAGUUGCGGGGAUCAUAAUCCUGCUCAUCGUCAUCACCUGCAUCGUCUGCGUCCUGCCGAAGGAGGCUCGUCCUCAGCAACCGCUGACGAACGGCAAGUACAUCGACGCGGUGACGUGGUGCGGACCGGUGCAGGGUGUCCUGGAGGACGGUGGCUUCGCGUUCCGCGGGAUCCCGUACGCGUUGCCGCCGAUCAACAACCGCCGGUGGCAGCUGGCCGAGCCGGUGCGCCGGCUCGAGCACUGCUGGAACGGCACUCGCUUGGCACACGAGCCCUCCGAGGUGUGUUGGCAACGCCAGUCCUCCGGCCUGGUAACCGGCACCGAGGACUGUCUCUACCUCGACGUGUACACACCGGCGGUCCGUUACGACUCCCCGUUGCCUGUGGUGGUCAUGAUCGGUGCGGAGACCCUGAGCGGCGGCUCGCCCGGAAUAAUGCAGCCCUCGGCGAAGCUGUCGCGCGUGCGUGACAUCGUGUUCGUGCGGCCGAACUUCCGGAUGGGAAUCUUCGGAUUUUUGGCGGCCGGGCCUCUCUCCAGAGCGUCUUACCCGCCGACCUCGGGUAACUACGGACUGUCGGACAUCAUAGCGGCCCUUCAGUGGGUGCAGUUGAACAUCGAGAACUUCGGCGGCAACAAGUCGGCGGUGACGCUGUGGGGCCACAGAGCGGGCGGCACCCUCGUGACGACGCUGGUCGGCGCUCGUCGCUCCAAGGGUCUCUUCUCGAGGGCGUGGAUCUCCAGCGGCAGCGCGAUCUUCCCGGGCAAGGAGCUGGAGAGGUCCGAGAACAUCACUAAACCGUUCCUGAGCGCGCUCCGAUGCGCAGACGCCACUUGCAUGAGAAGCAAGACGGCCGAGGAGGUGAUGGACGCCGUGCCGGAGACGUGGUACACGAAUACCGUCGGUCUGCCGGGCACGAAGGAGGUCAGCGAGAGAGUAAACCGUCACGAAUGGCUCAUCCUGGACGGCAUAAUUCUCCAGGAACACGUCGGCCAGAUCUGGGCGAGGGAAAACAAUCUGGUAAAGAUGGUGAUAGGGACCACCGCGCACGCGGGCGCGCCCCAGCAAUACAUGCAGCCCAACGUUACUCUCGGCGCGUCGCAGGUCGAGAAAAUCAUACGGGAAUCCCUGCUCGGCACCAGCGGCGUGGCCGCCGAAGCCCUCAAACUUUACGACACCACGCUGAAGGGACUGGUCACUAUGAUCUCGGACAUCCGCGUGGUGUGCCCGCUGUUCACCAUCGCCAGGAUGAAGACCAACAUACCGUUUUACGUGGCCACUCAGCCGCGCAACAGACACCUGGCCGACGCCGAUAGCGACGCCGCUGCCAUUUUGGGCACUUACGCAGCCAUUACGCCCGAGGAGAAGAGACACGUGUCGGCUAUGCAACAAUUGUUUAAUUAUUACGUAUGGCAUAACGAAGUGCCGCAGGCCGAUCGGUCGGGCGCGAAUCGAGUCCUGGUGGUCGGCCAGGACACUCUGCCGGCGAGCAAUUAUUCACACUGCGACUUCUGGAUAAAGUCGGACAUCGUACCUAUGUAUGGUCGGGUCGACUAAGAGCGACCCCACGUCUCGUUGCUGUGCUCUCGUUGCUGGUAGGAUUCCGCGUUCAGGCUCGAUCCGAGACACAAUCCCGGAGAAGACACCACGCUCCGGGCUGUAACGCGGUCCGUUGCCCGUUUGAAUCUCCGUGGUACGGGAAUUUCCACGGCACAGGUAUGUACUUCGACUACUUAAGUAGAAUCGAUAAUCGACGAGUGUUCUCUACGAGAUAUACACCCUGUUGAGAAAAGGGCAGGUGGGAAUCCAUGUAAAAAAUCCAUAUGUGGAAGGAAUCCUGUGAAUUCCUACACUGAGAAGCUCAUUCGGUUGACUUAAACUAAAUUCUCGUUUGGAUAUGGUUUCAAAUAAAUAUUUUGUAGCCCUCUCCAAAAUUCUCAAUAUUUUUUUUUAAUUAGCUAAUGAGCGAGAGA
Dinoponera quadriceps is the source of this 2837-nucleotide messenger RNA. RefSeq names its product neurotactin (gene Nrt). The record is from RefSeq and is a predicted model, not a curated record. The coding region runs from base 241 to 2421 and encodes 726 amino acids. Lineage: Eukaryota; Metazoa; Arthropoda; Insecta; Hymenoptera; Formicidae. The transcript has 7 exons.